GGAGUAAUAAAGGAGAAGUGUUUUGGCAUCUGACGAAAGAAACAGUGUGGAGUAGCAAAAAUCUACCAGGAUUUCUGUGCAACGUGGGGAGAACAUGCCUGAAGAAUGAAGAGGUUGACGUGUGGCCCUGGACAGCACUCUUCUCACAAGGCUCUUGGCAUCUUGAUGGUCGCUGCUCAUCUUUUCUUCCUGGCAGAAACACAUUCUCUGCAUGGAGAAAGACUGGAUUUACUGGGAAGGAAUGACAAGUAUGUGUCCCUGAUCAACCACAGCAUCCCUCAGCUAUGUCAGUUCACAGUGUGCGUUGACCUAAACCGAACGGCCAACGUCAGCUCUUGGGCAGCGUUUUCCUACGACACUAACAACACCUCCACUGACAUAAAUGACAUAGAGCUCGGACUCUCAGGAGAAAACAAGCAGUUGAGACUAUAUCUUUUUGGCACCAGACGAGACAUUAAGAUCGAUCUGGCCCUUUUUGUGUGGUACAGCGUGUGCUGCUUGUGGGAUACCGGGAAACAACUGCUGGAGGUCUACUGCAAUGGUGAGCUCGUGCAUUCUGAAACCAUUGGCAGCACCGAGUGCCUGAAACCAAACGGGAGCCUGGUGCUGGGCCACCUGCACAAAAGGAAGGAUGGCUUCAUUGUGCGGAUAAGCAACAGCUUCAUUGGCAGCUUGUACUACUUCCAAAUGUGGGACCGUGUGAUGGGUCAGGAAGAGCUGCUGGACUGCGCCAUGGGCAAUACUGUCAGCUGGACGGAAGGGUACUGGAACUUCAGCAGCAUCCUUCCCGUUGUGGACCAUCACCUGCGCUGUGCAGGGUCCAGUGAAGCAUCGUCAACAAGGGCUCCUGCGCUGCCCCCACUAACUCCAACCAGUAGUACCAAUGGUACCAUCCCACUCAGCUUCUUCAACAUUCACAUGAACUUCUCUCUUUUCUACAAAACCGAGAGAGCUCCCGAUUACUACGACACAAGGAAGCUUCUUGAAAACUGGUUUAGUAUCAUAUUUACUGGAGAAGAAUUUGUUGUGACAAACUUUAAAGUCAGGGGUAAUUAUCCGCAAAGCAGUGUCUAUAAGAGGGUUCAUAGGAUAUAG
Chroicocephalus ridibundus (black-headed gull) is the source of this 1095-nucleotide messenger RNA. RefSeq names its product adhesion G-protein coupled receptor G4-like. NCBI's taxonomy places the organism in Eukaryota, Metazoa, Chordata, Aves, Charadriiformes, Laridae. The record is from RefSeq and is a predicted model, not a curated record. The coding region runs from base 106 to 1095 and encodes 329 amino acids. The transcript is spliced from 9 exons.